AGAGAGAGAGAGAGAGAGAGAGAGAGAGAGAGAGAGAGAGAGAGAGAGAGCAAGGGAAAGGUCAGAUCUCUCUCGCUAUUUUAAUCUUCUGCGGUUUUCUGCUCAGCUGCUUGGCUGUUCGAGUGGGGGAUUAAUCAUCCCAAUGCUUCUUGCUCUUCGUUGCUCGGGUUUUUUCUAGGAAUUAAAACUGAAAGUGAAUGUGUUUUAAAUAAAGGGUUUUAUUAAGACAAGAAAAGAUGCAAAAGGAUAAUGGUUCUGGUGGUACAUCAACACCUACUGCACGGUUACGUCGGCGCAGAGGUUCAAACGAGUUCCCUCCAGAAGUUGAUAGAGCAAAUGGGGGCCAUCUGCUUGUUAACGACAAUACCAAGUACAAGUCAAUGUUAAUCCGGACAUAUUCAACGGUUUGGAUGAUUGGAGGAUUUGCGUUAAUUAUUUACAUGGGUCACCUUUAUAUCUGGGCCAUGGUCGUCGUUAUUCAAAUUUUUAUGGCUAAGGAACUGUUUAAUUUGCUAAAGAAAGCGCACGAAGAUAGGCACCUCCCUGGUUUUUGGCUCUUAAAUUGGCACUUCUUCUUCACGGCGAUGCUAUUUGUGUAUGGUCGCAUUCUCAGUCAGAGGCUUGUGAAUGCCGUUACUAUGGACAAGUUUUUGUAUAAGCUCGUGGGCAGAUUAAACAAGUAUCAUAUGGUUACCUGUUAUUUCUUAUAUAUCACAGGUUUUAUGUGGUUCAUUCUUGCACUGAAGAAGAAGAUGUACAAGUAUCAAUUCGGCCAAUACGCAUGGACGCAUAUGAUUUUGAUUGUGGUGUUUACGCAGUCGUCUUUCACCGUGGCAAAUAUUUUUGAAGGAAUUUUCUGGUUCCUUCUUCCAGCAUCACUUAUCGUGAUCAAUGAUAUUGCCGCUUACAUAUUCGGGUUCUUCUUUGGGAAAACUCCUUUGAUCAAACUUUCACCGAAGAAAACAUGGGAGGGGUUUAUCGGAGCUUCGUUUACAACUAUGAUCUCUGCCUUCUUGAUGGCAAAUAUAUUGGGUCGUUUUCAGUGGCUAACAUGCCCUAGAAAGGAUUUAUCGACUGGUUGGCUUGAAUGUGAUCCUGGUUCGUUGUUUAAGCCGGAAUAUUUUACUGUGCCUGAUUGGUUCCCAGUAUGGUUUCCGUGGAGAGAGUUUUCUAUCUUACCCGUGCAGUGGCAUGCACUGUGCCUUGGUCUCUUUGCAUCAAUUAUAGCACCAUUCGGAGGCUUUUUCGCCAGUGGCUUUAAAAGAGCUUUCAAGAUCAAGGAUUUCGGAGAUAGCAUCCCCGGACAUGGUGGAAUCACUGAUAGAAUGGAUUGCCAGAUGGUGAUGGCUGUUUUUGCGUAUAUCUAUCACCAGUCGUUUAUUGUACCGCAGAGCUUGUCGAUCGAGAUGAUUAUGGACCAGAUACUGGUAAACCUUCCGUUCGAGGAGCAGCAAGCUCUGUACGUGAAACUCGGACAGCUAAUCAUGGAGAGGCAAUUUGGGGAAUCCUAAAAUAUCCGAGUCAACUGGUCUCCGUAGUAAACUCGCAUCUUCGUCUUCUUCCACAUUGUCGUGUAUUCUAGUUUGAUUUUUUUUUAAAACUCGAAUGUUUAUGUACAUGAUCGGUUAUUUUUCUUUCCUUUGUUUGUACUUGAUAAUUUAGCUGCAGGCGAAUUCGACAUUUUUGCGUUUGUAUAGUUCUUGCGCCAUUGAUGAGUGAUGACUGAUGACUGAUGAUUACUAUAUUCAGCUUUUUUUUUUUUUUUUUUGCUGCAUUCUGUGGUGAGGAUUGAUUGGUAUGUAAUUCCUUCAAUGUGGUUGAAGUUUUAGCGUGAAGGGUAUUUUAGUCUUAUUCGUA
Erythranthe guttata (spotted monkey flower) is the source of this 1857-nucleotide messenger RNA. Lineage: Eukaryota; Viridiplantae; Streptophyta; Magnoliopsida; Lamiales; Phrymaceae. The record is from RefSeq and is a predicted model, not a curated record.